AUUAUAAUAAAUCUCACUUCUUUCUCUACAUCCUUUUACCUACCUUUCUUAAUAAGUAUUCUAUUAUUUUAGUCACAAAAUUAAUCUUUUCUUGCCGUCAUGAAAAUUUCUCCAAACAAACCUCACUUUCUUCGACCCAUCUUGCCAGGUUUCAAGCAAGGAAUUAAAAUUCCUAUACGUUUCUUGAAGUAUUUGAAGGGACGCAACCAUGAACAUGCAAUGCUAAGAAGGGGAGGUAAGAAGUGGCAGGUGAAAGUGAACGACCGGCGAUUAGAAGAGGGUUGGGAAAAAUUCGCAGAGCAACAUGAUUUGCAAUUGGGAGAUAUAUUGGUGUUUAGACAUGAAGGAGACAUGGAAUUUGAAGUUUCGAUAUUUGAUUCAAAUGAAUGUCAGAGAGAAUAUGAAGAAGAGCAAAAGGCACAAAAUGUUGAAGAGUCUUCCCAGAAAGUUGAAUCCAAAGAGAAUAUCGGGUCUUCAAACAACUCUCUUCACCAUGCAGAAGCUGCCGCCACAAACGAGCCUUUAGGUCGUUCCCAUUUUGUAUACACUAUUAAACCAUAUUGUCUUAAAUAUAAUAUCUUGUGCCUUCCUAGACAUUUUGUUUUGGCAAACAGUCUUGCCAAAAAGAAAUGUGAUUUGAUUAUUAGAGAUGAAAGGCAAAAAUCAUGGGAUUUGCGGCUAACUACUCAUGGUUCUGAUCGAGUCGUUAUUGAAGCUGGAUGGCAUGAAUUCAGUGUGGCAAACGGAUUCAAGGAGGGUGAUGGCAUAAUGUUUGAGGUUGUCACUGACGGAGAUAAACCAAUAUGGAAAUUUCAUAAAAAUUCAAACCACAUUAAGUCAUCAAGCAAAUCAUUUCUCCAUACAGAAACUGCUACUCACAAGCCUUUUGGUCAUUCUCAUUUUGUAUGCACUGUUAGACCCUAUUACCUCUCAAAUAACAUCUUGCUCAUCCCUCAACAAUUUGCAUUGGCAAAUGGUCUCUUCAAGAUGAAGAAACGCGAUCUGAUUGUUAGAGAUGAAAGAAAGAGGUCGUGGAAUGUUAUAUUACGUUCGUAUCGUAAGUGGGUCUGUAUUAGAAAUGGAUGGAAUAAGAUCCGUGAUGCAAAUUGCUUAAAGAAGGGAGAUCGCAUAAUGUUUGAGAUUGUUACUGAUGGAGAGAAACCAAUAUGGCAAAUUCAUAGCAAAAUUUCUGAAGAAGAUGCAAGCAUCAUUGAGGUUGACUGAUAAUGAAACUGUUGGUGAUGGAAAACAAAAGGAACAGUGAAACAAUUGAAACAGUAUAUAUCUCUUUCUUAGAUAUCUCAAUUACUUUAAUUGGGUUCGCCAAUGACCUUACUAUUUUGAUCUUUUGGAACAAUUCAAUGAAUUUAGUAAAUUAUUUGCGGAUAUUCUAUUGACA
Lycium ferocissimum is the source of this 1399-nucleotide messenger RNA. RefSeq names its product B3 domain-containing protein REM10-like. The record is from RefSeq and is a predicted model, not a curated record. Lineage: Eukaryota; Viridiplantae; Streptophyta; Magnoliopsida; Solanales; Solanaceae. The coding region runs from base 100 to 1224 and encodes 374 amino acids. The transcript has 8 exons. Gene Ontology annotation, molecular function: DNA binding.